AUGUCUCAAAAAACGCUCGUUGAUUUCGAGAUAUCUGAUUCGGACGACAAUACAGUUCCGCCAUCCCCUUCGGCAUCACCACGCCGGAGCUCUCGUAUCCAAGCACGAGUAUGUCCUUGGAACCAUUGGCCCUCGGACAAAAUUAUUCACACUCUAGAGGAUUUCGGUAUUCAUGCAAGAAGCGACCUUUCACGCACAGACCUCGUUCUCCUGGCUUCCAACACUAUAGGCAACCCCCCUGCCGAACCAACGGAUUCUUCUCCAGCGGCUAAUACUACUCAAGCUCAUCCCAAACCAGCAGCUAAGAAACGCACUGCUAAAUCUUCUUCUCCUCCAGCCAAAAAAUCUAAAUCCUCCACAUCAACGCUAUCGCCCAGCCAUGACUCAAGAGGCUCUAACUCACAGCUUUUAAAAGCUAUUCAAGGUCUUACUGAAAAUGUAAAAAACCUACAAAACAGAAUGGGAGCGUUCGAGGCAGUUCUCGCCACGCAGCCCGGAACAUCCUUACCUUCAACGUCCACCGGGUCUCGGGCUCUCUCUGCUCCGCCUAGUUUUCCUGAUCUUCCCACGGGACCCUCCACGUCCUCAGUAACUCCGGCAUUCCCUCCAUCUACGACUCAAAUUCCAUUUCAGUCUGUCCCCUUGCCAUCUGUCACGCCUCAUUUUACACUCUCUACGGCGGUUGCCGCUCAAAGUUUCGGAAGGCCUUUUGUUCCACCCGCCGCCGUUACAGUGUCUCAAAAAAUGAGAUCUGACAUAAUUAACGGUAAGAACAUCAAUCUGGCUGCCUUGCUGCUCCCGUCACCAGCAGUAGAUCGGCAAAUGGUUGACUGUGGCGACGUGGCAGUCUAUCUCAAAACUUCAGAUCCCAGACUGCAUCGCAACCUCUCGUUCUGUGAAUUCGUCACGGCUUUCGGCACUUAUAGAGAUAUCAUGUGUCAGGUUUUUCCAGAACGCAGAGAAGAAUUAGACAUUUACCUGGCAAUGCUGGCAGAUCUUAACUUAAGAUAUGGGGGCACUUUGUUUUAUGAAUAUCACAAAUCAUUUUCAGCCAAAGCCGCUUCGUUCGUUACACUCUUCAACACCAAACUGGACUGGUCCAUUACUGACUCUGAACUUUUGGUUCGCCAUUUCGGCGGUCAGAAAACUCUGGCUUGCGCAGUGUGCAGCUCGCACGGUCACUCUGCACCUUUCUGCCCUAAGACACUGACUGCACGAGCUGCGCCCGCUGUCCAUGGUGCUGACUCUGCACACCUCUUGCAAGGACCCGCAUCCAAAAUCUGUCUGCCCACGACGCUUCAGGCCUGCGACAAGAGGACAAGCGCCGUCUCACAAAAGAUUCUGAACGAUCACCUUUCUACUCCAAUUAACAUUACAAUACUCUCAAGUUACCUCUCAUCUCACCCUGAUCCUUCGUUCGUAGACUAUUUAAUUACUGGGCUUUCUCAAGGUUUCAGGGUUGGUGUCCUGUACCCGAUGUCCACUUCUUAUGUAGCUAAUAAUUUGCAGUCUGCCUUAACUGAACCUGAUGUAGUUUCGUGUCUCGUGGCCAAAGAACUGAAUAAAGGUUACCUUAUCGGCCCUUUCAGCUCUCCUCCUUUUUCACCCUUCCGUGUUAACUCUAUCGGCAUAGCUACACGUAAAUAUUCCGGGAAAAAACGCCUGAUUUUCGACAUGUCGUCACCGCAUUCUAACACUUUCGCAAGUGUCAACGAAUGCAUUCCCUUAGAACCUUUCUCGCUUUACUACGCCUCAGUCGAUAACGCCAUUCAUCUCAUUAAAAUAGCGGGACUUGGUGCAUGCCUAGCAAAAGCAGACAUUACAGAUGCUUUCAAAAUAAUGCCUAUUCACCCUUCUGAUUGGCCUCUUUUCGGCAUUAAAUGGGAAUCAAAAUUCUAUUUCGCAGUGAGACUCACUUUCGGCUGUAGGAGUAGCCCGCACAUUUUUAAUUGCCUGUCGGAAGCUCUGUGUUGGAUUCUGUUGAACGUUUGCAAUCUCCCCUUCGUGCUACACCUUCUAGACGACUUUCUGCUAAUAGACUUCCCUUCUUCACGUCGCUCUGUGCUCGAUAUCUUAAAGCACUUAUUUUGUGAAUUAGGCAUUCCCCUGUCAAAUGAGAAAACAAUGGGUCCGUCUACCUCGAUUGAAUUCCUCGGCAUCAUUCUCGAUUCGAUAAAGAUGCAAGCUUCACUCCCUAUCGAGAAACUCGUCAGAAUUAGGUCGUUCAUCGAAUCUUUUCUCGAGCGUCGAACCGUUUCUAAACACGACAUGCUGUCUCUCCUGGGACAUCUAAAUUUCGCAAUGAGAAUUAUCCCUCAAGGUCGCUCCUUUAUUUCUCGAUUGCUGACCUUGGCUCACUCAGUAGUUAAUUUGACGGACACAAUAACUUUAGACGAAGGGUGUGCUUCAGACCUCAGGUUUUGGUCACAUUUGCUUAAGAACUGGAAUGGUGUUUCCUUCUUCUAUAAUGACAAUUCCGAAUCAUCCGCCGAACUAGAGCUUUACACCGAUGCAGCCCCUUCUAUUGGUUUUGGGGGAUACUUUCAGGGGGAAUGGUUUUCAGAGAAAUGGCCUCCUGCAUUCUCUCACUUAACUGUUACAGCUCCGUCGAUUGCGUGUUACGAGUUAUAUCCUAUCGCCGUAGCCAGCGUCCUCUGGGGUCCAGCCUGGUCACGUAAACGCAUUACAAUGUACUGCGAUAAUGUAGCCACUGUCGAAAUCAUUAACAAAGGUCGAUCACAUUGCCAGGCUAUAAUGUCUAUUCUUAGACGUGUAACAUGGCAAUCCGUCAUCAAUAAUUUCACAAUUAAAGCCGAACAUAUCCCAGGAAAAUCAAAUGCCAUUGCUGAUGCUCUCUCUCGCUUUCGUUUACAGGCUUUCAGGCGGCUUUGCCCAGCAGCAAACGACAUUCCAACACCAUGCCCGACACUGCACGAAAUCAUCCUGGAUUAGGUUCCCACUAUAACCAUCUGCUUAAUUCUGCCAGAUUUUAUAUUACACAAGGAGUAGCGCCAUCUACUCGCAAAGCAUACAGUUCCGCGUGGUCUUGGUUUACGACCUUUUGUUUCUCGUUUCAUAUCCCAUUAUUCCCCAUUUUAAUUUCAACUGUAUGCACGUUCAUAGUCAGUUGCCAUGAGUCACGCGAUCUUAAAAUCGCAACUAUACGUAAAUUGCUGGCUGGCAUCCAAUUCCACGCACGAUAUUUUAAUCCUGACUUUCCAAGUCUUUUUUCUACGCCCUCGAUCCGGCUUCUAUUAAAAGGCAUAGAGAAAAGUAUUCCUAAGAUUCCUGACAAACGCCUCCCCAUCACACUCGACUUGUUACACAGAUUAGUUUCUUCCGUACGUAACGGUCCAUUCUCUGCUUAUACCAAUACCCUUUUAGAAACUGUGUUUUUAACAGCUUUCUAUGGUUUUAUGCGUUUAGGCGAACUCGCCUGCCACACACAACGUUUUAAUCCAGCUAAGGGUUUGUCAUUUUCAGAUUUAUGUUUUUCACCCACCUUUUUUGCUUUAUUUAUUAAACACUCAAAAACAGAUACAUCAGGAUCAGGUGUGUCAAUUUACAUUUCAAAAAUUGAUAACCCUUAUUGUCCCUUUACAUCUAUGAUUCAAUAUCUCAAAGCCCGACCACGCACCCCUCAUAACUUCCCCCUAUUCAUCCUUCCUAAUGGUCUUCCUAUGACAAAGCAUUGGUUUUCAUCUCAUCUAGCUUCAGUUUUGGCAUUGUGCGAUCUCUCCCCUAAAUUAUAUACCGGGCACUCCUUUCGAAUUGGAGCUGCUACUACAGCAGCUGAAUGCGGCAUUCCAGACUCGACCAUCAAAACGCUCGGCAGGUGGAACUCAACGGCUUAUGAGACCUAUAUCAGGUCCGACUCAGUAUUACUGACUGCUCAGCAGACCCUCUCACGCGCAUACAAGGUUUGACAUCUCUUUGAUUCCCUAGCAAUCAAGCCAGUCGAUCUAUUUCACUUUUGGGGGUAGGCUCCGCCCCUGCCUUCAACAUCAGGCAGGAUCUGCCGGACUACAGCUAGAACCGGACGAAAGGCGGGGCAUAUGCCAAAAGAAUCUAUACGAGACUUAAGCAUCUAUUUAAUUUUGAGAUUGAUUUGAAUUUCUGUCUUUUAAUUCAACAUGGAAUAAAUGUCAUUCAAACGUUCACUUGCCUUCUGAGUCUUUAUGGUAGAAAUGAAAGCGUCAGCGUAAGUUCUACCAGGAAGACUCUAAUACCACGUCAUUCAUUCAUAAAAUCGGCUUACCAAUCACAGCUCAAUGCCGACUAUUUAAACGCUGAACUAACACUCUCUCCUGCUGCCCGUAGGUGUCGUAGCUGAAGUUCGCCUCCAUCCUCCCCACCACCACCAGGUUGUUCCCUGUUCUUUUGUCCGGGGGUAGGCUCCGCCCCUGCCUUCAACAUCAGGCAGGAUCUGCCGGACUACAGCUAGAAGCGGACGAAAGGCGGGGCAUAUGCCAAAAGAAUCUAUACGAGACUUAAGCAUCUAUUUAAUUUUGAGAUUGAUUUGAAUUUCUGUCUUUUAAUUCAACAUGGAAUAAAUGUCAUUCAAACGUUCACUUGCCUUCUGAGUCUUUAUGGUAGAAGCUUGUUUACCUGAUUUUCAUGGUAUCCCCCGAGUAGCGAGUUACAAUAGUCUAUUCUAGAGGUCAUAAAAGCAUGAAUAAGCUUCUCUGCGUCAGAUGUAGACAGUAUAUGCCGUAUUUUUGAGUCCGACUCGAGAAUCCAUUCUCUGGACUUGUGACUCGACUUGGACUCGCGGAUUGAUGACUCGUACUUGGACUCGGACUCGAGGAUAUAUACAAUUGGACUUGAGCAUUCAUCACUUUGUUUUUGACUAAAUAUGUUAUAAAAAAAUUAUAUAAGGUGUUACACUUUUCCUGUUUCGUGCCCAAGACCGGUCGCGAUCUCCCUUCACAGACACUGCUACCUCUCGCUCUCUUUGCUUGACAACACACUCACUGACGUCACUCACUUUUACGCUCGUGCAAUGCAUGAUGCAUGAUUUGUGGGCUAAAUGUUCACAUUUGUAAAAUGCAGAAAGAUGUGCCCCGGAUCGUGAAGUUUGCCUACGGGAAUUUUGCUUCUAAUGCUGGAAAGAGCAGCGCUAAAUGUUGUGUGUGUAAUCGCACAAUUGAGGAAAAGACUGGGACAACCUCAAACUUUAACAGACACCGGUCACGGAUGCACCCAGAAAAGUAAGUAAAAUGCUUUCCAUUGCCUAACGUUAGCUUUUUUCAAAAAAAAAAAUAUUACUGACUAAUGCAUAUAUAACAAACAGAAGCUAGGGUUAAUGUAUGUCUGGUUCAGAUUACAGCAUUUUUGUCUGUUGAUAACUUAAAAAGAGUAACUAAACCCUAAUCCAAGUUUUUUAGUUACUGAUCUGUAAGAAUGAUGGUUUAUUAGUGCUGUUCGUUGAUUUUGAUGUACGUUUUUUGACAUUUGGAUAUAAAGUUUUUCAAUACUACAAUAUAUGGUGUAAAAAUGUCUGAGUGCUGCCCUCUUCAGGUUGAACGGUGGCUACUGCAGUUGAAUUUUCCUAUUGCAUGUUGGGUCCAAAAAUGACUCGUGACAUAAGCAGGUUCAAGCUUACCACGCCCUUGUUACGAUCUCACCACACACUUGGUACAAGCUUAGUUCGUCCCCUCUAUCUCCGUUGGGAUCUGCCCACUUUUCUUGCAUUUUUCAAAUAUUGCCAGUGGGUGGAGUCAGGCUCUGACCAGGGGUUUAGUUAUGCUUUAAGUUAUCAACAGAUGUUACUAGUCACUGUGCCAAGGUCACCCACACAAUCUCUCUCUCUCUCUCUCUCUCUCUCUCUCUCUCUCUCUCUCUCUCUCUGUCUGUAUAUCGUAUUGAUUUUUACGUUUUAAGUAUCUUUAAAAUACAGUGUCCUGUAAAAUGCAGGUUUCUUUUUUUCGCUGAGUGUAUUUCUGUAAUACAGUGUUAAAGGAUUAGUUCACACAAAAAUGGAAAUUUACUAAUCAUGUACUCCUCCCACUGCCAUCCAGGAUCUUUUUUCUUCAGUGGAAAAUAAAUAGUUUUUAAAGAAAAUCAUUUCAGGAUGUUUUCUUAAUGAACUUUAAUGACAACUCAGUUGUUUGUUCUUGUUUCCUCAAAAAAACAAAAUGCAGCAUGAUUAAACACUCAAUUUGUAAAUUUUCUACGCUAGUUCUCAAUCACAAGUUCACAACAAUGGAAGUAAACACUUGCUUUUGAUGGCGUCGUAAAGUUGCAAAGUGUGUUGCAAAGUGUAUAUGUCAAAUCAGUAAAUAAACUCCCUUUGCAGUUGUGACAGUGGUGUCAUUUUUGUUUAAUGUAGAACCUCUUUAUUACAUUUUAUCAGUUUUUUGAAGGUCCCAGAGUGAAGACAUGUAGGCACUCUCAGACUCGAAUACGGGACUCGAGACUCGACUCGGACUCUGGUAAUGGUGACUCGACUCGGACUCUUCUUUGGUGACUCGGACUUGGACUCGGACACUGGGACUCGAGACUCGACCCGGACUCGACAGUUGGUGACUCGACUACAACACUGGUGCCAUCCAGUCACUAACAUCGCUAAUGCAGUCUGUUAGCUUAGAAAACGUGUGUGUUUUGCUGGGAUGUGAGGAGAUGUAAAGCUGGGUAUCAUCCGCAUAGCAGUGAAAACUUAUGUUAUGUUUCCUGAUAAUGUCUCCUAGGGGUAACAUAUAUAACGAGAACAGGAUAAGACCUAAAACUGAUCCCUGCGGUACACCAUUUUUAACCAGGGAGUGAUAUGACUCUUUCUCAUUUGCAUAAACAAAGUGAUAGCGAUUGGUUAGAUACAACCUAAACCAGGCUAGCGCCUGACCACUGAUACCAACAUAGUUUUCUAGUCUAUUGAGUAAGAUUGUGUGAUCUAUUGUGUCAAAGGCUGCACUAAAUAGCAUAAAUAGUAAAUAGCAUGCAAUAUAGACCCGUUUGCCACUGAACCUGCAUUAACGACGACAGUGGGGUUACAGGCCUUAGUCAAACGGGUCGACAGGUUUCAUUUUCUCUUUCUCUUAAAAAUCAGAAGGUGACCCUUAGUUACCAUAUAUACCGUCGCAGUGGGCCCCCAAUUUGCAAAAUCCUCAACUGUGGAUAAUAUAAUUAUGCCGCAAUAGUUAGUCUGUCUGAAACUAAGCUGAUUAAACCACAUCACUGUGUGACACUUGCAUUACAUGUGAACGGCCCCUACGCUAAUAUGAUUUUGUUUUUCUCUCCCUGUCCUGUCCUCGACCCUGAGGACAAUGGGACAAACAGACCCAGUUCCGGUAGAUGUGAAAGUCGACUCACCUCUGAUCUACUGGUCGUCCAUCACUGUGAUGCCCAGCUGAUGCCUGACCAACGACCACCGGCAGAACCCGCUUAAACCCCGCUUAAUCCCCGCUUAAUCUCCUUAUCCGUUUAUAUGUGUUUAUAUACAUAUAUAUCUCCCAAGGGUUUUUCCCUCCUAGGACUUUUUAUUUUUUUUUCCUCGGCUCAACAACCCGGGGUUUUUGUUUUUUUUCUCCUAGGGGGUUUUUUACCCCGGGGAGGUAGCCUGCUUGGGCUUAAUUUAGCAUCUUCUCCUAGACGUUACAUUAGUAAUACGCUCGUUCAUAAUGUCGAGUCAUAGCCUCAGCAAAUUUGACAGCUUAUGCUAUUGUGUAUUAUGUUGUGCUAUCUGUCAUUUUUCUGUGCUUUUACUGCUUCUAUUAAUGUAAAGCUGCUUUGAAACAAUUGAGUAUUGUGAAAAGCGCUAUAUAAAUAAAAUUGAAUUGAAUUGAAUUGAACUAAGGUCUAGUAAUAUAAGGGUUAGGGUUAGUAAUAUAAGGAUUGAGAUUUCACCACGAUCGGAUGUUAAUAGGAGGUCAUUUGUAACUCUGAGCAGCGUUGUCUCUGUGCUAUGGCGGGGCCUGAAUCCUGAUUGGAACUUUUCAUAUGUACUAUUAUUUGUCAAGAAUGUGCGUAAGAUCCUACCUGUUAAAGGGAACAUGUUAGCAGCAGUAGUUCUCAAACAUAUGAUUUGAGAUUUAUAUGCUGGAGCAAGUGUUUUGUCGUAUAUCCUGAAAAGGUUGCUGUACAAGUAAAAAAUUUUGUAUGUGCAUGCGUGCAUUGCAUUGAUGCAUAUAGGCUUAUAUAUAAUGCAUACAUAUAUUUUGAAAUAUAAAAAAUGUAAAUGAGGAUCAGAUAUACGUUUCUUAACAAACAUGCAUGUUCCCUUUCAGUCGGUCACUACGACGUCACGUCGUGACCGACGAAUUGGGAACCGCUUCGCGGGUGACCUAUCUACUUCGAGAACUAUAAGAAACGCCAAUGAACUUGGCAUGCAGGUAUUUGCAUAAUGCCGGCGCCGCCCCGCCAGGUGCGUAUAUAAGCCGCAGGUGCAUAAUACCAAAUCAGCUUUUAUUGCUUCGAAGCCGGCAGACAUCUGCACACGAGAAGCUAAGAACUGAUCUUCGUAGAUCCUUUUGCUAAGGAAAAAUAUCUCAGCUUGCUGAAGUUGGUUGGGCGAAGACACCUCAGCGGAGGCUCGCAGUGUUUUUUCUCCACCCUUUCUCUCUCUCUCUGUCUCUUUAAUUUAGGACUUGAGUUCGAGUGAGUGCGUUGCCUCUCCCUGUGUGUUUCACCAGCUUGCACAAAGAGUGAUUUCCUAAAAGAGCAGCACGUUUGAGCUUUGUGUCUUUUUAAAGACAGCCACUCAUUCGUGUCACGGUCGGGGUCGUCUUUUUAAAGAUG
Messenger RNA from Misgurnus anguillicaudatus (oriental weatherfish), 8733 nucleotides. Lineage: Eukaryota; Metazoa; Chordata; Actinopteri; Cypriniformes; Cobitidae. The record is from RefSeq and is a predicted model, not a curated record.